Messenger RNA from Myotis davidii, 431 nucleotides. Its product is annotated as cyclin-dependent kinase 2-associated protein 1-like. The record is from RefSeq and is a predicted model, not a curated record. Gene Ontology annotation, cellular component: nucleus; cytoplasm. NCBI's taxonomy places the organism in Eukaryota, Metazoa, Chordata, Mammalia, Chiroptera, Vespertilionidae.
AUGGCCACAUCCUCCCAGUACUGCCAGCUGCAGAGUGACUAUGGACCGCCAUCUCACACGCAGGGAACAGGGAACAGCCAGGUGCCCCAGAACAAAUAUGUUGAGCUGCUGGCCAUCACCGAAGAGCUGGGGAAGGAGAUCCCACCCACGCACAUGGGCAGCAAGAGUGCGAUGGAAAGACUGAAACGAGGCAUCAUCCACGUGAGAGGGCUGGUUCGGGAGUGCUUGGCCGAGAGGGAGCGGAAUGCCAGGUCCUAGCCUCUGAGUCAGCGCGAAAGGCUUUCCAUCUUCCCCCUUCAGAGGAAAUUUGGUUUCAAAAUGGUAACAGCUUGGUUUCUCCUCCCCGUGCCUCUCCCGUGGUUCGUCAGGCUCUGAACUUCCCGUCGCUGAGAUGGAGAAGAGAUUUUUGCAGUUAUUAGGUUUACAUGUUA